UGAGAAUGACAGAUGUAACAACAACAAAGCAAAAGCUGUAAAAUAAAAAUAAAUACCGCACCGAACCAAACCAAAAUCAACGCAAUCAACCGGAACGAAUAUUAGAUAAAUAGAGGCGCCUGGCGGGUAGAAUCUGGUACUUACACCCUAUGUUCUAUCGCCGACUUUAAACUGUCGAAGGUUUUGAAACAAACAACUACCUCAGAUUCUGAGCCAAAUCUUGCACAAUUCGACGUAACAGCGGAAAGCGAUGUUCAAAGUUUCCCAUAGCAAUGCAGUUUACAAAGUUUUGCAGGCACAAGUGAGGUAUACACAUCGAACGCACUACAAUGUGUUAAAGCUACAACCGAACUGCUCAGCGAGGGACGUUCGAACAGCUUUCAUUCAGCUUUCGAAAGAACUACAUCCUGAUGCGAAUGUAAGCAACCAGGCAAAAUAUGACAAAAAAUCGUUUGUGGAGCUUCUGGAAGCGUACAAAGUUCUCAGCAAACCGGAAAGCAGAGCAGCUUAUGAUUAUGAACUAUCGCUUAGCAAGAAUCCUGGCAAUCAGGUGUUCCAUAGACCAUGGGCGGCGAAUACGAUGCAUUAUAGCAAUGAGGAACAGCCCUACUACGGAAUAAAGGGGGUGAAAAAGGUCAGCAAUUGGACGAUUGUGUUAUGCUGCGGAAUUUUCAUGCUAGUCGGCAUCGUGCUGCAGGCUGUUGCAAUCAACAAAUCGUUCACUUUUCAACGAGAUCAGCUCGAUGAAUACUCAAGACAGAAUGCGAUCACUCAUGCUGAAGUUCGCGAGGAGGCGGAAAAAUAUGGAAACAAAGCACAGAUAGAGCGCAUGAAAGCAAAGCUGAACAAGGAAGGAAUGUGGUAAAAGAGUGUAAAUAGAGUUUUGUUACAAUGAUUUACAAAAUGUAAAAAUAUAUUUGUAAAUAAUAAAGUAUAGCAGUGGUGUAUUAGAUAGAUAUGAAAA
Molecule: messenger RNA, 964 nt
Organism: Anopheles arabiensis
Lineage: Eukaryota; Metazoa; Arthropoda; Insecta; Diptera; Culicidae
Product: dnaJ-like protein 60
Exons: 5
Coding region: 251-865 (204 amino acids)
Source: RefSeq, a predicted model, not a curated record